Molecule: messenger RNA, 2242 nt
Organism: Chelonoidis abingdonii (Abingdon island giant tortoise)
Lineage: Eukaryota; Metazoa; Chordata; Testudines; Testudinidae
Gene: OTUD6B
Product: OTU deubiquitinase 6B
Biological process (GO): protein deubiquitination
Molecular function (GO): cysteine-type deubiquitinase activity
Source: RefSeq, a predicted model, not a curated record
CGGAUGGGGGGUGGGGGUGUACGGUGUGGUUCAGUGCGGAGCCGCCCGGCUCGACUUCGGGGCCAUGGAGGGGCUCGGGCGGGAGGAGCCGGCGGCGGACGACUUAGAGCUGCUCGUGAGGAAUCAGCGCAGGGAGAAGCGGGAGCUGCAGGCCAAAAUUCAAGGUAUGAAAAAUGCUGUACCUAAGAAUGACAAAAAGAGAAGAAAACAGUUGAUUGAUGAUGUUGCCAGACUGGAGGCAGAAAUGGAACAGAAGCACAAGGAAGAACUGAAGCAGCUAAAGGAAACUUUACUCGAGCAGAAUAAGGUAGAUUCUGUGGCUGAUAGUAUUGCAAGUUUUCAGCUUGAGGAAAGAGAGCAACAGAUGCAGCAACCUCGAAUAUCAAAAGCACAGAAAAGGCGGGAGAAGAAAGCUGCAUUGGAGAAGGAAAGAGAAGAAAGGAUAGCUGAAGCUGAGAUAGAAAAUUUAACAGGAGCCAGACAUCUUGAAAGUCAAAAGCUUGCUCAGAUAUUGGCAGCAAGGCAGUUGGAGAUUAAACAGAUUCCAUCAGAUGGCCACUGCAUGUACAGAGCUAUUGAAGACCAGCUCAAGAAUCAGCAAAACUCCUGGACUGUUGCAACCCUGAGAAGUCAAACUGCAGAGUAUAUGCAAAGUCAUGUUGAUGAUUUCCUGCCGUUUCUAACAAAUCCCAACACAGGAGACAUGUAUAGCCGAGGGGAGUUUGAAAAGUACUGUGAUGAUAUAGUCAACACAGCUGCCUGGGGUGGUCAGCUGGAACUAAGGGCUCUGUCACACAUUUUGCAAAAACCAAUUGAAGUAGUGCAAAUGGAUUCUCCUUCCAUUAUUGUUGGUGAAGAAUAUUCAAGCAAACCAUUAAUACUAGUGUAUAUGAGACACGCAUAUGGAUUAGGAGAGCAUUAUAAUUCCGUAAAACUGCUAACAGACACUGCUACAGAAAAUGGUAGCUAGUAUACAAGUCAUAAGUCCACAGGGAUAAUGGGUGCCGCUUGACACUUUGGGCUGUUCAUCUGUGGAUGGUUCCCAAGAAAACUGGAAAACAAAAGUAACGGGAAGGAACUUUUAAGAAAGACAAAAGAUUUGGCUACGUAUCAGAAGUAGCAGUUUAAAACAGUCCCUAGGCUGCUGAUUUAGAUCAUGUUUUAGAAAAUAUUCUCUAAAAUGCUGGCUGUGUAAGCCAUUGUAACUUGCAUAGUUUGAGUAUUUUGGUUUACGUAACAUACUCUGACAGUGAAAAGAUCAAUAGUACAUGUUUCAGGUAGCCUGUGUGUUUUUGUUUUUUUUUUCCCAUAUUCUGUGCAUUUCUACUGAAGAGUUGAUGUGACUUGCAGGCUCUUAUUAGGCCUUUUCAAGUAGAUUAUAUGGUGAUCAUGGAGAUUUUAUUAAGGCAUUUAAAUGACUGUUGAAUAAUAUUCUGGAUUGGAGUGACCAUCAAGAUACUGCUUUAAUAGUCCCAACAGGUCAUAGCUAAAACAUAUGUAAACAAUAGUAAGGACCCUCCUAAUACUUUAGUUACAUAAGAGCCAGAGGCAAAGCCAGUGAUGCUGAAUAUACCCUUAUCUGACUCAAAAGGUUGCAAACCUAACUUCUGCUUUUAUGGAUUCUCUUCUUAAUUUUUUAAUCAGGUUUUGAAAACUUUCUUGUCUUCUGCUGCUGGCAUUUCUGCUUAUGGCCAUAAAUGACAGAACAUGGGUGAGAACUGAUAACAGCAUUGCUGAUCCACAUUGUCCCACCUGUAGAACAGGGGACAUUCAACUUUUUGUUCUUUUGAAAUUUAUUUUUCUUUACAAUAGUUGGCAUUUCAGAUGAAGACUUAGUGAACUAGUCCAAACAUACUGUUUAUAGUGCUGCCAUUCCAUCAGAUCUGCAGUUUGGAAUGCAAUUUACAAUACUCAGGUGUGGUCUGUACUUAAAAUUUAGGUCAAUAUACCUACGGUGCUCAGCAGUGUGAGAAAUCCACACUCCUGAGCACCAUAGUCUUCCUGACGCAAUCCCUGGUGUACAUGUAGCUGAAUCGCUGGAAGAAUGCUUCCAUCAACCUACUUACUAUCGUUCGGGCAGAUGUUUUUUCCUACAGCAAUGGAAAAAACCCUGUCAUUGUAGGUUAUGUCUAUGUUAUGGGGUUAUACCGACAAAACUUCAGCACUGUAGUUACGCCAAUAUAGUCCCUGUAGUGUAGACACUGCCUUAUACAGCCAGUUGCAGACAGUUAUAAAAAUUGUC